CGCCGUCCACGUUUCACAGUUUACCAUGGUAAUUCACCGAGUACUUAAAUAGCGAAGAGAGAGAAUCCAUUCAGUCUCUCAAAAAAUCGCGGCUUGCCAAUCGUCUCCGCUCCGCUCAUCCCUUUAGAUCCUUCGUCGAAAGAGCCGACUGAUCGAUAGGCAGCUAGGACUAGAACUAGAAGUAAGAAUGGGGCUUACAUUCGCGAAGUUGUUCAGCAAGCUUUUUGCCAAGAGAGAAAUGCGUAUUUUGAUGGUAGGUCUUGAUGCGGCCGGUAAGACCACUAUCUUGUACAAGCUCAAGCUCGGUGAAAUUGUCACCACGAUCCCUACUAUCGGGUUUAAUGUGGAGACGGUGGAGUAUAAAAACAUCAGCUUCACUGUUUGGGAUGUUGGUGGUCAGGACAAGAUCCGUCCACUGUGGAGGCACUACUUCCAAAACACUCAGGGUCUAAUUUUUGUGGUUGAUAGUAAUGACAGGGAUCGAGUUGUUGAGGCUAGGGAUGAGUUGCACAGGAUGUUAAACGAGGAUGAACUGAGGGAGGCUGUUCUUCUUGUAUUUGCCAACAAACAAGAUCUUCCAAAUGCGAUGAAUGCUGCGGAGAUAACUGACAAGCUUGGUCUCCAUUCUCUACGCCAACGCCACUGGUACAUCCAGAGCACGUGUGCCACUUCUGGUGAGGGCCUGUACGAGGGGUUGGAUUGGCUUUCCAACAACAUUGCUAGCAAGGCAUGAGACAUCAAAGAAAUCUGGUUUCUGGCGAUCUGGGAGUAUGAAUGCACUUUUCCCGUGGCUGUUGUAAUGGCUGAAUGUUUGUCUAGGCCGUUUAUAUAUAUGGGUUUGUGUGGUUGCUACUUUAGCUAAAUACUUUUAGCUUCUAAACAAAGCUUUUAUGUUGUUACCAUCUUUUUUGGUCACGACCGCACUUAAUGGUAAUGCUUGUUCGCCUUAUUAUUGACGGUCGGAAUUUUACAUUGGAUGAAAGAAUGAAGGCAAUGUCACUGUCAUGGCCA
Molecule: messenger RNA, 1011 nt
Organism: Juglans regia (Persian walnut)
Lineage: Eukaryota; Viridiplantae; Streptophyta; Magnoliopsida; Fagales; Juglandaceae
Product: ADP-ribosylation factor 1-like
Exons: 7
Coding region: 188-733 (181 amino acids)
Biological process (GO): intracellular protein transport; vesicle-mediated transport
Cellular component (GO): cytoplasm
Molecular function (GO): GTPase activity; GTP binding
Source: RefSeq, a predicted model, not a curated record